UCAUGACUUUGUCUCCUCUAUCAUUUUCCCUAUAGUUAAGAUGGAAAUUUAGUGUAGUAAAAAGAUGAAUAGUUGACAGUCCAAGUGUGCUGGCAGGAGUCAACUGAGACACAAAUCAUUACAUAUCUAAUUACACUGCCACCACAAACAAAGCCAACAAUUUUCAUUUGAUCUCUAUUUGAAUCGUUUCAAUUGAUCUUGCACAAUACAUAUCCAAGUAUGAGUGAUCAGGUCAACACAGCUGAUGCCACUAUUGCUCUCUCUGCUGAGGAUCGUGCAGAUCUUGUCAAUGCCAUCAAGAAUAAGCUUCAUGAUUUGACAAGGGAUCACUCUGCUUUUCUCGAUAAAUUUCCGAAAAACAUUAGGAUGCGUGUUGAUGUCCUCAGAGAUAUUCAGAGCCAAUAUAAUGAAUUAGAGGCACAGUACCUUGAGGAGAAGGCAGCUCUGGAAGCAAAGUUCCACAAGUUGUAUGAGCCACUUUACAACAAGCGAUGUGAGAUUGUGAAUGGCGUGGGUGAAGCUGGAGAUGAAAGUACAGUAGGAGAAGAAACAAAUGAAUCAGCAGGAGAUAAAGGUAUUCCCCAUUUCUGGUUGUUGGCAAUGAAAAAUAAUGAAAUAAUCGCGAAAGAGAUUACUGAGAAAGAUGAAGAUGCCCUCCAGUAUCUCAAAGAUAUCAAAUGGAAUAGACUUGAUGAUGCCAAUGGUUUUAAGCUUGAGUUCUUUUUUGAGACAAAUCCCUAUUUCAGCAACAAUGUGCUGACAAAGACGUAUCACAUGAUCAGCGAAGAUGAACAUAUUCUAGAGAAUGCAAUAGGGACAGAGAUAGAAUGGUUUCUGGGGAAAUGUUUGACACAGAAGAUCCUAAAGAAGAAGCCAAAGAAAGGAUCCAACGAUACGAAGCUAAUCAUAAAAACUGAGGAAUGUGAAAGUUUCUUUCAUUUUUUUGAUCCACCUCAACUACCUGAGGAUGCAGAAGAACUUGAUGAGGAAACUGCUGAAUUGCUUCAAGGUCAGAUGGAACAAGAUUAUGAGAUUGGGUCCACCAUUCGAGAAAAGAUUAUUCCUCAUGCUGUGUCUUGGUUUACUGGAGAGGCCGUUCCCAUUGAUGACGACGAAGAAGAAGGUGAUGAUGACGAGGAAGAGGAAGAUUAUGUGGAAGAGAAUGAUGAAGAAGAGGAUGAUGAGAAUGAGGAUGAGAAAGGCAAUGAAGAAAAUGUUAAAGAAAAGCAUUAAGGAUGGCAGUGAAGAAACUAGAGGACAGUAAGAGGUCUCAGACGCUGAAUUGAACCUCUGUUGUGAUUGUAUUGCGGAAACCAUUUGCUAAAUUUAUAGAUUUUAUUUAUUUAUUUGUUUAUUGUUUAUUUGUCUUGUAUGUUUUGUCUAAAAUAGAUUUGACUGUAUAUUUUUGAACAAGCUGGGUUAUGAGCUUGCAAUUUUGAAUUUCUAAUAUUGGAUACUGUA
This is a messenger RNA of Solanum lycopersicum (tomato), 1461 nucleotides long. Its product is annotated as nucleosome assembly protein 1;2-like. Gene Ontology annotation, biological process: nucleosome assembly. Lineage: Eukaryota; Viridiplantae; Streptophyta; Magnoliopsida; Solanales; Solanaceae. The record is from RefSeq and is a predicted model, not a curated record. Gene Ontology annotation, molecular function: histone binding; chromatin binding. Gene Ontology annotation, cellular component: chromatin; nucleus.